AUGGCGGUACCAGGAUAUUACGAAUUAUAUCGUCGAAGCACAGUGGGUAACAGUUUAGUGGAUGCUUUGGAUACUCUAAUUAGUGAUGGUAGAAUUGAGGCAUCAUUAGCUAUGCGUGUAUUAGAGACAUUUGAUAAGGUGAUAUCUGAAACUUUAAAAGAUAAUACACAAGCCAAAUUGACUGUGAAGGGUAAUCUAGAUACAUAUGGAUUUUGUGACGAUGUUUGGACAUUUAUUGUGAAGAAUUGUAAAGUUACAGUGGAAGGUAAUUCACAAAUAAAUGGAGAUUCUAAUAAUUCCGAUGAUCAAAAUAUUAUCAAUGUGGAUAAAUUAAGGAUAGUGGCAUGUAAUUCAAAGAGAAGUGAUUGA
This is a messenger RNA of Naumovozyma dairenensis CBS 421, 369 nucleotides long. RefSeq names its product transcription initiation factor IIA subunit gamma (gene TOA2). Gene Ontology annotation, biological process: transcription initiation at RNA polymerase II promoter; RNA polymerase II preinitiation complex assembly. Gene Ontology annotation, molecular function: RNA polymerase II general transcription initiation factor activity; TBP-class protein binding. The transcript has a single exon. Gene Ontology annotation, cellular component: transcription factor TFIIA complex. The record is from RefSeq and is a predicted model, not a curated record. Bases 1 to 369 code for a protein of 122 amino acids. NCBI's taxonomy places the organism in Eukaryota, Fungi, Ascomycota, Saccharomycetes, Saccharomycetales, Saccharomycetaceae.